AUGUCUUCAAUUCAGCCUCGUAUGGACAAGCAGGUAACUCCUGCUGGAGAAACAUUCACAGAGUUUAAACUAAUCAACAUCAAACUCGAGGAAGAGAUGGAGGAUCAGACAGAAAUCAACUUUAAGAUGGAGGAAGAGAUGGAGGAUCGGCGCAGACUGCUGGAUUUUACUCGGAUACCGAAGAUCAUCUUACACCGGAUAGCGACACUACUCACAAAAAGUUUUUCUCGAAAACAUAUUUUAAAUGUUCACAUGAGGACUCACUCAGGUGAGAAGCCUUUCUCUUGUGUGGCCUGUGGAAAAUGUUUUUCUCGAAAAGAUACUUUAAAUGUUCACAUGAAAUUUCACACAGGUGAGAAGCCUUUUUCAUGUGGGACAUGUGGAAAUAGUUUCACCCUAAAACACACUUUAAAUGAUCAUAUGAAAAUUCACAUAGACCAGAAGUCUUUCUCAUGUGGAACUUGUGGAAAAAGUUUUCGGUUGAAAAUGUAUUUAGUUAAUCAUAUGAAGAUUCAUACAGGCGAGAAGCCUUUCUCAUGUGUGUCCUGUGGAAAAAGUUUCCUGUUGAAAAUGCAUUUACUUAAUCAUAUGACGAUUCAUGUGGGUGAGAAGCCUUUCUCUUGUGGAACCUGUGGAAAGAGUUUCAUUAAUAAAGGCCAUUUAAAUGUUCACAUGAGAAUUCACACAGGUGAGAAGCCUUUUUCAUGUGGGACAUGUGGAAAAAGUUUCACCCUAAAGCAAACUUUAGAUCAUCAUAUGAAAAUUCACACAGACCAGAAGUCUUUCUCAUGUGGAACUUGUGGAAAAAGUUUUCGGUUGAAAAUGUAUUUACUUAAUCAUAUGAGGAUUCAUACCGGUGAGAAGCCUUUCUCUUGUGGGACCUGUGGAAAGAGUUUCGGGAGGAAAAUGCAUUUACUUAAUCACGUGAGGAUUCAUACAGGUGAGAAGCCUUUCUCAUGUGGGACCUGUGGAAAAAGUUACAGUCAUAGAAGUAGUUUAACUCAUCAUAUGAAGACUCACUCAGAUAAGAAGUCUUAGGCUCAAAAUACCUUGGAUGCUUUUUGGUAUCGGAUCUAAUGGAAAAUCUGGUCGGAUGAUGUACUCAUCAAAUAGAUCAUGUUAAAGUCAACAGGGCUGCCCAGGCUGCUAGUGAUUCCCUGUAACUAUGUCUUAAACUGUCUGACCAACAUAGACCUGAGGCCUAUUUUUGUCUAUAAGCUCUUUUGUCUUAAACCUGUUUUUUGUUUUACUUCUCAGUCACAUUGUACUUAGCCUUGUCACAAUAAACUAUAAAUCGAUUAAUCACUCAAUAAAUGCAAAUGAGCUCAAUAAUAAAAUGAGUUAAAUAAAAUUGCUUCUUGUUUUCAAGACGUCUCUUUUCCUUCCUCUCUAGCUCUCGGUGAAGGCGGACGCUUUUUCCUCUGCUCCUCUCACUACCCAUCCUCACCCUGCUUGCUCUGUUUUUGUGUUGCUUUUUUGGAGCCUUCCUUUGUGCAUCCUCCGAAUCUACAGAUUAUGGCUCUGAUUAACUGGUCUCUCAAUGCAAUUGAGAUCAAAUUUUCUCAACAAAAAGACUGGGCACAGGAGAGGCCUCUUAUCCUGUGGGGACACAGCUGGCAGGAUUCAACCCUGGAUUUAUUCUUAACAGGACUUCUGCUGUUUUGAGCUUGUAAACACCUUAUCGACAAAUUUGUGACGUAUUUGGCCAAACUAGCGAACACUCAGACUCUUGGUGUGGACUGAGACACAAGCUGGAUGCCCAGCUGAGACUCAAGAACUCACUAGCGGGAUGGAAUCGAUCUUGGAGAAGUUGCUAGCUUUGGUUCAGUGGAACGGCCACACUGAUUGGGAUGAACUAUAAGAGAUAUAACGGUUAAAGACUCUAGGAUAGACAGAAAUUUUACAUCUGCCUGAUAUAAAGAGAAUUUGUUAUUCUGAAUCUGGCUCCCUGUGGCCUUGGCGGCUGUCUCCAAUCUCUUGGAGUUUAUGUAAACAAACGUCUCCUUCCCAUCUCCUCGCCCUCCUGAAGUCAGCCGGGGAAUCUUAUGGCUGAACUCUCAAGGAUUCGCUCUUGAUUAUUCCACCUUUAUCAGACACUUAUUUGGAGAACAGGCUGUGAGAGACAUGGGCUAAUCUGCAAACACGUCAUAGUUACAGAUGCACACUCCCUGACCUCGAUGUCUUUGCCAGCUUUUUUUUUUUGUCUUGCCAUAUGUGCCAUAUCCUUCCUAAUGUUGUCUUUUCAUCCUACUUAUCAGUUACUUUUUAGAUUAUUGCCUGUUAGACACUGUGGAGUUCUCACUUUUAACCCAGAAAAGGAAUUAGAACAAACUUGGAAUCAAGAGACUCUAGUUUAUUAGUCACUCUUUAGCUUAUUUUUUUACAAACUGUACAGUACUCACUAUGUAGACCAAUAUUAUACUUCUUAGAUUAAUUUUUAGAUUAUUAUGCAGAUGGACUCCUAUUACUGCAACCAGAAAAUGAAUUAGAACAAAAAUUCAUUCAGAACAGGAACAUUAAGUUUUUAUUAUUACUUAGAAACUGAGGAGUACUCAUUACUUUUACAAAUUUAGAGCAUACUUAGAAAGUCCAGAGAAUACUUAUGCUUAUCUAACAACCCAGAACAGGGAUUAGAACAAACUUAGAAUCCAGAAAACUACGUUAGCAAUUACUUUUUAGACUCCUGUUCGUCCAGCCCAGAAAAGGAAUUGGACCAGAGGAAACUUACUUAUACUUACCUACCAACCUCCAGCAAAUUUAGUUUGAAUCGUCACAUGCUGAAUCACAAGUGAGGAGCCUUUCUUAUGUGUGACCUGUGGAAAAAGUUUCACUCAAGAAAUUAAGUUUAAAUGUUCAUAUGAGAACGGCAUCAUUUGAACCUCAAGUAUCAAGUAGUUUUAUCUUUCCAUGAAACUUUUUUAUUUUAUUUUAAGGCAACUUUUAAUCUUCAAGUGUUUUUGAAAUAAUGUACUGUGUAUUUGUAACGUUUUAAAGGAACAAUGCAUUGGAACAUUUUUAGUUUUAGACUUAAACUUUUGUAGUCCUUGUGUGUUUAUUUUUUGUUGUACUUUGUUUGAGUUUCAUGAUUACUGUUAGCUGUUCCUGUAUGCACUGGUGUAGUCACAGACAAAUUUUGCUUCAGCAAUAAUGUUUCCUGGAUUUUAAUCUACAUAUACACUAUUAUAUACAGAGGUGUCUCAGAUAUCUCUACGACAUACACUAGACUAAAAGCAUGAAGAUAUGGUACUAUACAUUGUGGUGCAAACGUCAAAUAAACAGACAAUAUCAGAGAAAGUACCAGCCAUUAAGCAUACACAACAUCCACAUUUCUGUAUUAUAUAUGUUUAUCUAGUAGUUUGAUGUUAUGUUGUAAUUUUAAAAGUCAUGUUUUCAUUACCUGUAAAUGAAAAAUCAUCAUUCAACAGAAAUAAAGGCUUUCACACAUCCA
Molecule: messenger RNA, 3448 nt
Organism: Xiphophorus hellerii (green swordtail)
Lineage: Eukaryota; Metazoa; Chordata; Actinopteri; Cyprinodontiformes; Poeciliidae
Product: gastrula zinc finger protein XlCGF8.2DB-like
Exons: 3
Coding region: 1-1038 (345 amino acids)
Source: RefSeq, a predicted model, not a curated record